AUGAAAAAAGCCAAGUCAGCAUCUAAGCGAGCUUCUGUUGAAUGUGAUGUGAAGAAACUGAAAAGAGAAAGAAAAACACUUUUCCUUAAGUGCUGCUUUGUUGAUUAUCGGGAGAAUAAGAAAAGGGAUGAAAUGUUCUCUUGCAGUUGUAAUGUAAGAUCAAAAAUACCUGAAGGUUCACUGGAAAUUAGACAGCGGUCAGAAGAUUUAUUGUGUGCACAAAACUCAACGAUUCUCAUUCAGACUUAA
Messenger RNA from Clunio marinus, 249 nucleotides. NCBI's taxonomy places the organism in Eukaryota, Metazoa, Arthropoda, Insecta, Diptera, Chironomidae. The record is from the annotation of a GenBank genome assembly.